Molecule: messenger RNA, 1487 nt
Organism: Vigna angularis (adzuki bean)
Lineage: Eukaryota; Viridiplantae; Streptophyta; Magnoliopsida; Fabales; Fabaceae
Exons: 2
Coding region: 82-1026 (314 amino acids)
Source: RefSeq, a predicted model, not a curated record
CGUACCCACACUCGUUUGAAAGGCUUAAUCUUGCAAUUAUAUAUAUCCAUCAAUCUCCAUCAACUUUCCCUCACCUAUUGCAUGAUGGGCACUAACUCUUCUGUCACUGGCUUCUACAACUUGCUCACACAAGGACUCAAUGAACUCCACCAAUCCUUCCUUUCUCCCACUUUCAUGUCCUUUCAAUUCCUUUCACAGGUCAUCUCUUCUCUCCAGUCCUUCCAUUCUCAGCUCACCAUUUUGGUCCGGAAGCUUCGCUUGCCUGUUGGAGGCAAAUGGUUGGAUGAAUACAUGGACGAAAGCUCGAGGCUUUGGGAUUCUUGUCAUGUUCUCAAAUCAGCCAUUUCUGGAAUGGAGAGUUAUUACUCGGCUGCCUCUAACAUAGCUUCUUCUUUGGAUGGUUACCAUCAUUUCACUCCCGAAAUUGCACGCCAGGUUGUUCGGGCAAUAAAUGUUUGUCAAAGGGAGAUUCUAGGAUUGGAAGAGGAAAACAAGAGCUUGAUGGAAACAAGGAUUGAACCGUUGUCUCAAUGUUUGAUUCAGAACAUCUCAAUGGAAUCGAAGUUGAAUGGAUUCAGUGGAUUCCGAGGGGUUCUGUAUGCAAUGAGGAGUGUUAGCUCACUGCUUCUGAUGAUUCUGCUUUGCGGGCUUGCGUAUUGUUGGUCCUCCUCUUGCUUUCACCAAGGGUACGAGGAAGACAUGGUUUUUGGAUCUGGGUUUAUGGUUUCAAUGGCCAUAUUGCAGCAGAAAGUGGCAGAGGAGAUAGACCAGACAGAAGGGCAGCCAGGGAUUCUGCUGUUCGAGUUCCAACAAGCAAAGAGCGCCAUGGAAGAACUGAAAGUUGAAUUGGAGGGAAUAGCAGGUUACGAAGAACAUUCUGAGAUCCAACAAAAAGUCGACAACGUCAAGAGUUGCUUUGGUUUGUUGAGAUGUGGGGUCGACACUAUAGCGGGGCAGCUUGAUGAUUUCUUUGAUGAAAUAGUAGAAGGAAGGAAGAAGCUUUUGGACAUGUGCAGCAAUAGGUAGAAAGAAAGAAAGAGAGAAAAUGGAUAGCAGAAGAGGGAAAAUAAUUGUUAAAAGACCAAACAGUGUCAUCUAAUCAUCCCCUUUUUUAUGCAUUAAACUUUGUUCUUUUAUUUUAUUUUAUUUUAUUUUAUUUUAUUUUUGAAAUUCCCUUAUUGAUAGUGUAUUGAUUGAUCAUUGAUUAGUGAAAGCUAGACUAUUUGUUAAGCCUUGAAGAAGUUUGAGAUUUGCAAGAAUGUGAUUCUUGCUUUGAAGAAAAGCAACAUUACUACUAUUCAGUAUUAUUCUUCCAUAAGAAACCAGAAUACUGAGAAGCUGGUGGCUUCAUGAGAAAGAAACAGCUUUCUGUGUUUGCACAGAUUUAAAGAAAGUGCCAAAAAAUUCCAAAGAUGGUAUUUUGAUAAAGGGCUACUUUUUCUUUAUUUUAUUUUUUUGUUUUAUUUUUGGGUUAAAUUAUGCUUUUU